Closterium sp. NIES-65 is the source of this 1329-nucleotide messenger RNA. Lineage: Eukaryota; Viridiplantae; Streptophyta; Zygnematophyceae; Desmidiales; Closteriaceae. The record is from the annotation of a GenBank genome assembly.
AUGCCUUCCCCCACCUUCCCUCACGAUUCCCCUCUCAUCGCCCACUGUUCCUCCUACCGUCGCCCACGCUUCCUCCCACCGUCACCCACGCUUCCCCCCACCGUCACCCACGCUUCCCCCUACCGUCACCCAAGCUUUCCCCCACCGUCGCCCAAGCUUCCCCCCACCGUCACCCACGCUUCCCCCCACCGUCGCCCACGCUUCCCCCCACCGUCGCCCACGCUUCCCCUCACCGUCGCCCACGCUUCCCCCCACCGUCACCCACGCUUCCCCCCACCGUCGCCCACGCUUCCCCCACCGUCGCCCACGCUUCCCCCCACCGUCGCCCACCGCCACUGUGGCCCACCCCCACUGUCGCCCACGCUUGCCCUCCCAUCGCCCUCAGUUAGACUUCCCGCCGACCUCCCUUCUCUCCCACCUCUCUCCACGUCGUCAUCACUCCCCUGCCCAUCACGUUCCCCCUAUUCACCAUCGCGUCUCCACCCAUGCCGCCCACCCUCUCAUCCCUUCUUAUCGCAUUUAGGGUGGUCGUUGUAUCCCUUCCAAAUUGCCUCGUUAGCCUCACCCACCCUGGGCGGGGAGGUAUGGCGAGCUGGGCUGGGAGCUGGGGAAGGGGUCGUGACUCGUUCGCUGUGGGGUGUGGAAGGGUGCGUGGUCAGCAGCACCCACCCUUCUCUCUCUUGCACUGACCUCCUCUCCUCUCUCGCACCAACCCCACACGCAUGGCAGGUGGUGGUGCGGCUUUGGAGCAGAGUAUUUGGCGCACAGCCAGGGCAGCGCGUGCAGGCGGGCAGCAAGGAGUGCAGUGCUGCAGGGGGCGGUCGUCCUCCUCUCCCUCUCCCUUCCUCCCUUCUUCCAUCUCUCUGCCUCACUACCCUCUUUACCCUCUCUGUUGCCCGUCCUCCCUUCCUCCCAUCCUUCUUUCCUGCCAUUCUUCCUCUCCUCUCCUCCCUCGAUCCAGUCCCCCUUCCCCUUUCCAUCUCCCACUCUCCCGCUCCCUUCCUCACGCCAACCCUGCUCCUCCGUUCCACCCUUCUACCUUCCCCCUUGUACCCAGCCGCACUUUUUCCUCUCAUCCGCCCAUCAUCUCAUCCGCCCAUCCUCUCUUCCGCCCAUCAUCUCAUCCGCCCAUCCUCUCACCGUCGCCCACGCUUCUGCCUUAGUGCCUUUCCGUGCUCUCUCUCCUGUACCCACGCUUCGUCUCGCUCACCCUUCCGCCCUUCCUCCGUGUCUCCCUUGCUCAUUUUCUGCCUCCGUGCAUUCUUUGUUCCCCACCCUCCAUCAGAGUUUGUGGUUCGUGUCUGUGCAGGUCUGCCAUGCAUCCAGUAG